AUGGAAGUCAUACUUGGCUACGUGGAUGAAUUUAGACACAUGAAAUUUAGAACGGUAUAAUAAUAUAGGAUAUAUAUGCAGAAAAUAUUACAAUUAGUGUCUUUGGCAAUAGUAAUAGGAUCGGCAUUGUCAAUUUGGAAAAGUUUAUAAGUCGUGUCACUUUCAGAAUGUCCAGUGGUUGUUGUGUUAUCUGAUUCAAUGGUGCCUGCAUAUGGUAGAGGUGAUAUACUAUUCUUGACUUACUUCAACAAGCCAUUUGAGGUGGGAGAUGUGAUUGUUUAUAAGCUCAAAGAUCAAGAAAUUCCAAUAGUGCAUAGAGUAUUACAAAUUCAUAAAUAGUAAGAAAUUCAGAUAUUGAUAUUAACCAAAGGAGAUAAUAAUCAAGUUGAUGAUAGAGCCUUAUAUCCAAAAAAUCAGAUGUGGCUGAAGCGAUCAGACAUCAUGGGGAAAAUAUAAGGAUUUUUGCCUUAUGUUGGACACAUCACUAUAUAUCUGAAUGACUAUCCUUACUUCAAAUUCGUGAUGAUUGGUUUGAUGAGCUUGUUUGUGUUAACAGCCAAGGAUCCAUAAAGUUGAAUUUGUUUAAUAAUUAAA
Paramecium tetraurelia is the source of this 594-nucleotide messenger RNA. RefSeq lists its product as uncharacterized. The record is from RefSeq and is a predicted model, not a curated record. The transcript has 3 exons. Gene Ontology annotation, molecular function: serine-type endopeptidase activity. Gene Ontology annotation, cellular component: signal peptidase complex; membrane. Lineage: Eukaryota; Ciliophora; Oligohymenophorea; Peniculida; Parameciidae.